AUGGCACCGUGCUCGUGGCCUUGCCCAACUUCACCCCGCCCAACACGCAGCUGCAGAUCGGCAGUGGGGGACGUUUUCAACUUCUCGGCUGGCAACGGCUUUGUGUACAACAUCAGGAGCAUCAACGUCUUCCCUUUGUCGGCCGGCAGGAAGCGGGCAGCGGGCGAGACUGUACAUGUCAACGGCAGU
This is a messenger RNA of Acanthamoeba castellanii str. Neff, 189 nucleotides long. RefSeq lists its product as uncharacterized. The record is from RefSeq and is a predicted model, not a curated record. The transcript has a single exon. The annotation marks the transcript as partial. NCBI's taxonomy places the organism in Eukaryota, Discosea, Longamoebia, Acanthamoebidae.